This is a messenger RNA of Periophthalmus magnuspinnatus, 3902 nucleotides long. It is a transcript of the gene tgm8, whose product is annotated as transglutaminase 8. The coding region runs from base 52 to 2295 and encodes 747 amino acids. The transcript has 15 exons. NCBI's taxonomy places the organism in Eukaryota, Metazoa, Chordata, Actinopteri, Gobiiformes, Gobiidae. The record is from RefSeq and is a predicted model, not a curated record. Gene Ontology annotation, biological process: peptide cross-linking. Gene Ontology annotation, molecular function: protein-glutamine gamma-glutamyltransferase activity.
GCACUUCAUGCACUAUUACUACUACAGUCAGUACUGCGUUAGGAGCUGAAAAUGACUACGGAACCUCCAAUGUCCUCCAUCCUGGGGGUGGACUUCAAGCCGGCGCAGAAUAACCCUCUGCACCACACGGGGGUGCUGUCCAGAACACUGCUCAUAGUGAGGAGAGGACAGAGCUUCAGUAUGCAGAUCCAGUUCAACCACCCCUUCAUCAGCGGUAUACACAACCUCAUCUUCACCGUUACUACUGGACAACAUCCAGAGGAGAAAAGAGGAACCAUGUGCAGGUUUGGGCUCCCGGACUUCGUGAAGCGAUCAGCUGAUGCUAAAGCUGUCUGGAGCGUCUCCAUGGAUCAGAAUCUGUCCUAUCUGCAGAUGGGCAAACUAAAUUUAACCAUAAUGCCCCCAGCAGAUGCUCCAGUGGGCAAAUACAUACUUAAGCUCAGCCACUUAGGAGAAGAGAAGGAACUGGGGUCUCUGGUGGUGCUUUUCAACCCGUGGUGCACUGCUGACUGGGUUUAUAUGCCAGAGGAGGACGAUCGACAGGAGUACGUGAUGAACACACAUGGAAUCAUUUACAAAGGGAGUGGAAACUAUAUCACCUCCAUGAACUGGGACUACGGACAGUUCGAAGAGAAGAUGGUACAGAUCUGCCUGACGCUGUUGGAUCUGAGCCAUAAACAUCUCAAAGACCCGGCGGAUGACGUCUCUGCUCGCUGCAACCCCAUCUACGUCAGCAGGAUCAUCAGCUCCAUGAUAAACAGUGAGGAUGACCGCGGUGUGCUGCAGGGCCGUUGGGGUGAUAACUUUGUCGGAGGUACAGCCCCUACUCACUGGAGUGGCUCUUACACCAUCCUCCAGCGCUGGCUCACCAUUGACUGUUACCCCGUCAAGUUUGGACAGUGUUGGGUCUUCGCUGGGGUCAUGUGCUCAGUGAUGCGUUUCUUUGGCAUCCCGUGUCGCGUGGUCACUAACUAUCAGUCUGCCCACGACAACAACAAGAACUUAAUCGUAGAUGUGUACCAUCCGGACUAUGGGGUCAGGGACAUGCCCUCUAAGGACAGUGUGUGGAACUAUCAUGUGUGGGUGGAGGGCUGGAUGAAGAGACCAGAUCUACGUCCAGGAUUUGAUGGAUGGCAAGUCCUAGACCCAACUCCUCAAGAGAAAUCUCAAGGAAUAUAUUGGUGUGGUCCAGCCCCUGUCACAGCCAUUCUCAACGGAAACACAGAUCUGAAAUACGACGUGCCGUUUGUGUUCGCCGAGGUCAAUGCGGACUGCAUUGACUGGCUGGUCAAAAGGGACGGUUCAAAGAUGCAGAUUCACUCGGACAUACACCGAGUGGGCCAGAACAUCUCCACUAAAUCUGUGGGCUCCGACAAACGCUGGAACAUCACCAGCGACUACAAGAAAAAAGAAGGAACUGAAGAGGAGAGAGCUGUCUUUAAAUACGCCAUCACCCGAGAUUACACCAAAUCUGAUGAUGACACUGAUGAAGACUCAGAAGAGGCUGGGGACAAUGCAAACAACAGUAACUCAACAACAGAAAACAGACCUCUAGUGAAUGGGAAUGGUACAGGCCACGGUACAUCCAAUGGAAGCACCGAGAGUGACAUCAGGGACGGUCAACCUGCUCCACAAGUCACCAUGACAUUUAAAGAGGUCUCCAAACCACUGAACGGUGAAGAUGUUAAAGUGAAUUUGGUGCUCCACAGUGACGCCUCAGUGUCCAGACCUCUGACCAUCAGCAUCACUGUGACCGCCAUGAGUUACAAUGCCACCCCUCUGUCCAUUAUACUGUGUGAGCUCAAGAAGGAGACGCUGCUGCCCGGGAAAGACCUGAGUGUCCCUGUAGUAGUGCCCUUCGCUGAGUACUGGAAGCCCAUGCUGGACAGUGACGUGAUGAAGGUGUCUGCUGUGGUAUCAGACGAUGCCAUCCCAGGUCAGGUGUAUCUGGCAGAGAGCGACGUGGUGCUGCUCGACCCGCCCAUAGACAUCAGGUUGCUGACCAGUGCUCGGGUGUAUCGGGAGGUGCUCCUGGAGGUGUCCUUCUGGAACCCAGUGAAUGAGACUCUGAAGGAGUGUACUCUCACUCUGUCAGGAAGCGGCCUGUGGACAGAGGAGCAGAACUUCAGUCUGCCGGAUGUAGGUCCCAAAAAGAAAGUGAUAGUGAAUGUGCGAUUUUUCCCCUAUAAGUCUGGAGUGCACACUUUGGUGGCGGACUUUGACUGUUCUGUGUUCAGGGACAUCAAGACCAGCUUCAGAGUCCCUGUGAAAGACAGCAUUUUCUACAGAUUCUAAUCCGCCUGUCAACAUAAAUGUGCACUAAUCUAAUCAGUACAACCUGCAUUCAAGAGGAACUAUUACACUUCUAUGGGGUAUUAAUUGCUAACACAUAACACAAAUGAAAAUGCUGGAUUUCUUGAAAACAACAUCUUAACAUGUUUUAUAAGUUUCACUUCCCCUUUCUUCCCUUUGCUGUCUGUGCUAAGUCACUCCCCUUUCAGAGCACUAUCACAACACAAUCAGCGUGCAUCCUGCCAAUUAAUCUAUAUCAUCAGAUUUGUAAAGUUGUUUUACAGUUUUGUAUCAUGCUUUUGUAUAUUUAUGGAGGAUUGUUGUGUGGGAGCAUGGGUGACGUAGGCUUGUGGGUGGAGCACUGGGUAGCUGUACUGCAAAUCAUAAGGAGGGUUUGAAUAAGGUCCAGGAGAGAUUUCUAAAUUACUCAAACGUGCAUGGAUGACAUACAAAACAAAAUUUGGCAUGUUUUUAAUGAGAAACAACAUCAUAACAUGACAGAAAGCUAAACAAAAAUUUAUUUUAGCAUAAGACAUCCACUUUAACAAAAUCAUGACCUGAAAUCAGCUGUUUUAUAAUUUAUGUGAGUAAAUUUAAGUAAGCCCAGAGUUGAGAAGAAUACUUUGAAAAUUGAUUUAGGUACAGAAUACUAAUGAACUUUGUCUAUUCUAGGGCUGCAGCGAUUAAUUAACUAAUUAUGACUAGUUGCUAUAAAAGUGGUUGUAGUUAUAUUUUGAUAAUUUUAAAUGUUAUUUAGAUGAUACAAACUCUAAAACAUAUAUGAAAAGAUCUUUUUAUAAAAAAGACAUGCAUUGCAUUAUUGCACGGCCUAUAUAACACUAUUUUCUGAUCUAUGUUAUUUCCUCAUCUAAAACAUAAAUGGGGUUUUGUUUUGUUUCAUUCACACAUGUUUACACACAAACCCUGCAUAUUUGGAUAAUUUCUGUCCUGGAAAUCCCAAUCUACUGGCCAAAAGGUAAAAGGUAGCUGUUAAAUUGAAAACUAUGACAUCACAAGGUGGAACAGUGUUUUGAGCUUUGGAGAUACAGACAGACUAAUAACACAGGAUUACUCAAACAUGUGUGAAUCAAAUAACACAUCUGCAAUAGAGACAAACUGUUAGAUGCUUCAUCUAUUCAGAUAUUGCAUUCGGAAUACUUAGAAUACUUUCACAUUGCGUGAUAUUAUUUUAUAGCGUAAAAACUUCAAAACAUCAGUUUGUUCCACUGUUUGUAAUGCAUGUACAGUAUUUACCACUGGUUUAGAUUUAAGAAGGAAAAAUUGCAGAGUUGCAUUAUAUUGAGUCUAUAAAACAUACAUAGGAUUAAAACAAAAUACAUAGAUUUUUUUUCACUAUUAAAAGAAUAGUGAAAAAAAUCACUAAUCACAUACAUCACUAAUCACAUACAUGUACACAACACGGUGAGCAGUGUUUGCUUUCUAUUUCUCAAAGUGAUACUGUUUAGUUUGAAACUUAAAUCAUAUGAUCAAUUGCCACAGUGUAUAUAUAACUCAAAAAUUUGUAUUCUCAAUAUGUAUUUUGGUACAUGUGCAUAUUUCUAUCUGUAAUGAUUUUAUGUACAUAAUAAAUUCAUUUGGUAAAGAAUAGU